Molecule: messenger RNA, 3099 nt
Organism: Clonostachys solani
Lineage: Eukaryota; Fungi; Ascomycota; Sordariomycetes; Hypocreales; Bionectriaceae
Source: the annotation of a GenBank genome assembly
AUGGAAAUGCCAGACUUCGACGCCGACAUUAGACGGCUUUCAGAAGUCGCCAAUGGAGCCCGUGGGACGGACUCGUAUCCACACGCGCUGCUAAAGCUUAGCUACAAACUUGAUGAUAAAUUCCGAUCGACCGAAGCCGUCGCCGACGGUAACGAAGCGAUAAGAGUGAGCCGCGAACUUCUUGCCAUCGUUUGGGAAGACAAGCAAGCGCGCAUUGGAGUGAUGCACAACCUUGGAGGUCAACUGAGUGAGAUGUCUGGGCACCCGGAUAGGCUCGAAUACUUGCAAGAAGCUAUUGGUAUAGCUAAUACUAUUCUUGAAUCGACUCCCGAAUGGCACCCUGAUCGACUUUCAAGGCGGAAUGCCCUUGCAGUUCGACUCCACACAAGAUUCUUGUAUAUUGGAAAUAGGGAAGACCUGGAAGUGGCUAUUGAAAUAACACAAGACGUGGCGGACAAAACUUCACCAAACGAUGAGAAGUGGGCUUCCAGACAGGCCAAUCUUGCCGUCCAGCUCGGUCACCGAUACUACCUGACCAAGGCACGGGAAGAUCUCGAGAAGGCCAUUAGGGUUGGGCAGAGAGCCGUAAACUCGAUCUCGAUUGAUCACUAUGAUAGAGGCCUCUGUCUGCGCGGCCUUACAAUCCGGCUUAGUGAUAUGUACUUGGAGACUGGAAAGCUGGAGUAUCUCAAUGAUGCUAUCGACAAAGGCCGGGAGGCAGAGAAAAGUUAUCCCAAGGGCCACGGGGUCUUACCCACACUUCGGAGCAACAUUGGGAUGUGUCUUAGCUACAGAUACUCCCGAAGCCACUCGAUGGAAGACCUUGACAAUGCCAUUGGUCUAAUCCGAGGGGCUAUUGAAGAUCUCAGUGCGGCGAACUCUGAGACUCAUGGCGAUAUGGCUGGGCUUAAGAAUAACCUUGGACUUCUACUGGGCAAGAAGUAUGAGCGAAACAAGUCAAAGGAGACACUCGACGAAGCCAUCGAUGUGGCUCGAGAGUCAGUGGACGCAAUCCUAGAGAGUCAUGUCAAUCGGCCACUCCUACUGAAUAAUCUGGCACUACGGCUUGGAGAAAAGUUCUUAUUGGACAAAAGCCUCCAGCACCUUGAUGAAGCUAUCCAAUUAUCUCGUCAGACCGCGGAGGCAACACCAGACCACCCAUACAGCGCUGGAUGGCUCGUAAACUUGCGCAACUUGCUGGAUGAAAAGUACAGCUACACCAAACUAGAAUCUGACCGCGAGGCAGCCAUUCAAGCAUCCUACGACGCAAUCAAAGCUAUCUCAUCGGGCAACCCUGUUAGAGGUACAUUGUUGAAGGGCCUCGGCGACCAGCUUCUCAACAGAUAUCAGCAGGAGAAAAGCGCCGAAGAUUUUUCGGAGUCAAUGAAACAUUUCCGAACUGCCCUAUAUCAUGAAGAGUCUCCUAUUAGCGACCGUAUCGCGGCCGGCCGCCAACUCCUACUGUCUUUCCCGGCAUCAGGAGAACGCCCAGCCCAAGAGAUGGACAAGGAUGCCGAGGCUACCAUUGAUUUAAUUACUCUUCUUGCCCCCAAGUCUCUGCAAGUCGCAGACAAGCAGUAUCUUCUUUCGGGGGUGGUUGGAUACGCCUCAGAUGCGGCCGCGAUUGCGUUAGCAGUCGAAAGGGAGCCUGUCAAGGCCAUAUCACGCCUCGAAAAGGGCCGUGGUGUCCUUGCAAGUAGUCUUCAAGAUCUACGCACCGAUCUGUCUCAGCUGGAGGGAGAUCAUCCAGAGUUGGCGAGUUCCUUUGUGGACAUCCGAGAUACACUGGACAGAUCGUACUGGACAGAUCUCCAAACUAGGAUAGGGGACAACUCCCCGGGCAGCUCCCCGGACAACGCUUCCCAGUUCCUCGAGGCCGAGAUUGACAAACGCCAUAAAGCCAAUGAGCAAAUGCAGCGCCUCCUUCAGGACAUCCGUACCAAAGAUGGCUUUGAGCGGUUCCUGCUUCCAGUGUCUGAAGCCGAGAUGCGACAGGCAGCGUCACAAGGGCCUAUCGUCAUCGUGAAUGUCAGCAUUUUUCGAUGUGAUGCCUUGGUCAUUGACGAGCCAGGGGUAAGAGCAAUCCCACUAGACAAACUCACUCGCCGCGACAUCCUAGACCAACCCUCGGAUUCGCUGUCCAUAGAAACUCUUAGCUGGCUCUGGGAAGUCAUAGUAAACCCCGUCUGCGAGGCCCUGGAGCUCAAUAAGCCUGACUCUGGAGAACCACGGAAGCGUAUCUGGUGGAUUCCCACAGGGCCACUCGUCGGCUUUCCGCUUCACGCAGCUGGAGACCACCGAAAGGGUGACGGCAAUACCACACUCGACAGAGUCAUUUCGUCCUACAGUUCGACCAUCAAGGCAAUCAUACACACCCGUCAACAGCCAAGCCAGGAGAUUCCAACCAAGGGAACCGGUCGGGCAGUUCUCAUUGCGAUGCCUCAGACCGUUGGCCAGAGUUCACUAGGGAACGUCAUGGGGGAGAAUGACGAGGUGAAGCGGAUUUGCGCAGAGAUGAAACUACGUCCAGUUUCACUGCUGAAACCAUCCGCUAAAGAGGUUUUAUCAGAGUUAAAAGACUGCCAAGUUUUCCAUUUUGCUGGGCAUGGCAGCUCCCAGAUGGACCCGCUGCAGAGUAGUCUCCUACUUGAGGACUGGAAAGUCAGUCCAUUGACAGUGGAGAAGAUGAUGGGGGUCAACGUCAGUUCCAAGCCACCGUUCCUUGCCUACCUCUCGGCCUGUCGGACAGGUCAGAUAAAGGACAAGAGAUCGGUAGAUGAAAGCAUCCAUCUCGCAACUGCUUUCCAGCUAGCAGGUUUCCGACAUGUAGUGGGCACUCUAUGGGAGGUCGAAGAUAAAGAAUGUGUGGCUAUCGCCAGAUCGACUUAUGAGUUUAUGAAGGAGAAUAUGAAGGAGAAUCAAAUCAGUGACUCAUCUGUGAGUAGCGGACUUCACCAAGCUCUCCGGCAGAGUCGAGAUGAUUGGAUCAAAGGCUGCGGCAGGACCGGAGCAGAUCAGGGCAGGGAUAUGGUGUUGAUAGAGAGCGAAGAAGAUGAGCCUAUGCCGUCUUGGGUUCCAUAUGUUCAUUACGGCGUCUGA